AUCCUGGAACACCAACCAAUGGCAUGAUCAUUUUUAGUGAUGGGAUACUUUUCUCAUGCUCUGUCAUCUAUGCCUGCUGGGAAGGUUACAAAACAUCAGGGUUAACUACUCGACAUUGCACUGCCAACGGAACCUGGACUGGAAGUGCUCCAGAUUGUUCAGUUAUAACCUGUGAAGAUCCAGGACCAAUUGCUAAUGGUUUUCAGAUGGGAAAAGACUUUACAUUUAACAAAACAGUGGCUUAUCAUUGUAACCCAGGUUAUCUGAGAGAUCCUAUCACUUUGUCACCUAUGAUGUGUGGCAAAGAUGGUAUCUGGAACCAGACAAAACCAACAUGUAAAGCUAUAUAUUGUGGUCAGCCACCUCAUGUUGCCUUUGGGAAACUUCAAGGGUCAGAUUUCAGCUGGGGGUCCAGUGUCAGCUAUACAUGUGUUGAGGGUUAUCAGCUGUCUACUCCUACCGUUCUUUCUUGUGAAGGAAGAGGAACAUGGAGAGGAGAAAUUCCACAAUGUCUCCCUGUGUUCUGUGGUGAUCCUGGGACUCCAGCCGAAGGACGUCUCAAUGGCAAGAGUUUUACCUACAAAUCUGAAGUUUCUUUUCAGUGCAGACCCCCCUUUAUUUUGGUUGGAUCAUCUAGAAGAAUUUGCCAGUCAGAUGGCAUGUGGAGUGGUAUUCAGCCCUCUUGUAUUGAUCCAGCUCAUAAUACUUGCAGAGACCCUGGUACACCUCAUUAUGGCAUGCAAAACAGUUCCAAGGCCUACGAGAUUGGGAGUACUGUCUUCUUUAGAUGUCGCAAAGGCUACCAUAUCCAAGGCUCCACUACACGUAAUUGUCUAGCUAAUUUAACGUGGAGUGGAACUCAGCCAGAAUGCAUCCCUCAUGCAUGUAGGCAACCAGAGACCCCUAUACAUGCUGAUGUGAGGGCAAUAGACUUACCUACUUUGGGAUAUACUUUAAUAUACACUUGCCAGCCAGGAUAUUUUUUGGCAGGUGGGUCGGAGCACAGAACAUGUAAAAGUGAUAUGAAGUGGACAGGCAAACCACCGAUUUGCAAAAGCAAAGGUCUAAGGGAACAUAACACAACAGUCACAAAGACUCCAGUCCCAUCAGAUGUUUUUUCAAAAAAUUCUGUGUGGAAAGGAUUUUAUGAGUACCUCGGGAAGCAAUAUUCAGCAACUUUAACUGUUGACUGGUUCAAUAACACAAGCAGCAAAGUUAAUGGAACAUUUUUAGAUACUAACAACAGUGAAUUAAAGUUAUCAGGAAUUUAUAAGAAAGAAGAAGCCCAUUUGCUUUUGAUAGCUUUCCAGAUAAAGGGUUCAUCAGAAACUUUAACAAAAAAGUUUCAAAAUGACCACUGGGCGAUUGAUGGUUAUGUAUCAUCUGGAAAAGAAAAGAGUGUCUUUAAAUAUCAAGGUGAUAUACAAUCCAAGAAUUUUGGAAAGUUCAUAUUUCAAAGACAAGUUUCUCAAAACAUCAAUGACUCUUCUAAUAACUACUAUGGCACAAACAGCAGUUCUGUAGCAGCUGCAAUCUUGGUACCUUUUUUUGCCCUAAUACUAUCGGGAUUUGCCUUCUACCUUUACAAACACAGAGCAAGACCCAAAGUGCAAUACAAUGGAUAUGCUGGUCAUGAAAAUAGCAAUGGACAAGCAUCAUUUGAAAACCCAAUGUAUGAUACAAACUUAAAACCCACAGAGGCAAAAGCUGUUAGAUUUGACACAACACUAAACACAGUAUGCACAGUGGUAUAGCCUUUGGAGUCCAUUAAGACUGAUUCAUAGCCAUACCUCUGAAGGACAAACAAAAAAUUCCAUUGGUGCCCUAAACCAAUACUCUCUGCUUUGCAGCUGCAAACUCAAACACCAUUGGUCAGCAAACGGUAGAUACAUCUUUGAUGUCCAUUGAAUGAGUUGAGUCUUCUGAAGAUCACAUGAAGAAUGUUCCUUUCUUUAAAGGAGGAUUACAAUGCCUGUCUGCAAUCUUCUUGCCAUUGAGGAAUACGUAAGGAAGACAAACAAAUCAUACCAGUUGUUAUUAUGAUGCCACAUAUUUGUGGUUGGAUGCCUUUCACUGCAAUAUUUUGGGCACUCAGAUAAAUCCUCAGCUACUUUGAUGAGUGAGAUCAUCAGAGUGCAUAUAUUUUUUGUAUCCCAACAAACAUGAAUGUCCUGGAGGAGUAAAGACACACACUGAAAGUAGAGGACAACCUUCUGUAUGGUUGCACAUACAUUAAAUGCUUUACCAUGAAAUCAGUGACACUAUGUGACAGUUAAAAUGAACCAGAUUUAUGAGACACUGUUGUGGACUGUUGUGCAAUGGGUGGUUUGCUAAUCUUUCCAUUCAGCUGGCAUUGCAAAAUAUUUCUGCACAAUUUUUUGCACUAGUAUGUGUGAAAUGAGUGAGUUUCAUCCUAUCAACAAAAACAGGGUUUAUAAUGACAAUGUUCAAUUGUUUCAACUCAUGUUCAUGUUACACC
This is a messenger RNA of Nanorana parkeri, 2479 nucleotides long. RefSeq names its product CUB and sushi domain-containing protein 1-like. The transcript has 13 exons. NCBI's taxonomy places the organism in Eukaryota, Metazoa, Chordata, Amphibia, Anura, Dicroglossidae. Bases 24 to 1754 code for a protein of 576 amino acids. The record is from RefSeq and is a predicted model, not a curated record.